AAGCUCAUCUCUUGCCUUCCACUGCCCCUCCGCCCCCCUUCCCCUCCUGCCCCCCGGCCAUUCUCCCUCGAUUCUCUAAAGCUCAACCCCAUCUCUACCCUCUCCCCCUCCCCUGUUCUCGAAGACCUCCUCCGCCAUUCAUCCUCCUCUUCCCCGUCCGCUACUCAAUCCCGCCGCUCUCCCCGCACUUCCCGCAAACCCCUCCUUGGCCGUCACCACGACCCCAACCGCGGCAAACCCUGGUCCGUCGACCCCCGCGUCUCCCUCCGCGGCCACCAUAUCCUCCGGUCACUCCUAAAUCUCCCCUCCCCCGACCUCGACGCCAUCCUUAGCCCGCUCCUCAACCCCGCUUGUAACGAUCCAGACUCCCUUCUCACCGAUCUUCUCGGCAUCAUUGAGGCCCUCGACUUCCACAAGCGCCCCACCACUGCACUCGCCGUUUUCGACAGCGCUCGGCGCGCCCACGGAGACGCAUUAUUCUCAUCUUCCGCUAUCAUCCCUGUAGUGAUCGGCAUCAUGGGCCGCCAUGGAGAGCUCUCUGUCGCUGCUACCCUCCUCGAUGAUUUCCGCAGUCAGCAUUGCCCGGUCGACGUUUACGCCUACACUUCCCUAAUCACCGCCUACGCCCGAAACGAGCGUUAUCUCGACGCUGUUUCCGUGUUCCGGCGAAUGGUGGAGGAGGGUAUUAAGCCAACGCUGGUAACCUAUAACAUUGUGCUGAACAUCUAUGGCAAGCUCUUCAUGCCCUGGCACAAAAUCGUCUCCCUUGUUCAAGUCAUGAAGAGGGAUGGGAUAGCUCCUGAUCGGUACACUUACAAUACCCUCAUCAGCUGCUGCCGCCGAGGAUCUCUGCAUGAAGAAGCCGUUGAGUUAUUUAAGGAGAUGAAAUCAUUGGGAUUAGGACCUGAUAAAGUCACUUACAAUGUGCUUCUGGAUGUGUAUGGAAAGUCUAGGAAGCAUGAAGAGGCUAUGGAGGUGCUUGCAGAGAUGGAUGCGAAUGGUUUUCCUCCUACAAUAGUUACAUACAACUCUUUGAUCUCAGCCUAUGCAAAAGAUGGGAUUUUGGAGAAAGCAAUGGAGCUCAAGGUACAAAUGGAAGCUAAGGGGAUAGAGCCUGAUGUCAUUACUUACACUACUUUGAUAUCUGGUUUUGAGAAGGCUGGCAAGGACGAGCUUACCAUGAAACUUUUUGAGGAGAUGGAGAGUAAAGGAUGCAGACCAAAUCUUUGUACCUACAAUGCUCUGAUCAAGAUGCAUGGAAAUCGGGGUAAGUUUGCAGACAUGAUGAGUGUUUUUGGAAUGCUCAGAUCAAACGGCUUUACACCAGAUGUUGUCACUUGGAAUUCUCUGUUAGCAAUUUUUGGUCAGAAUGGGAUGGACACGGAAGUUUCUGGUGUUUUCAAAGAGAUGAGGAAAGCUGGGUUUUUGCCGGGAAGGGAGACCUAUAAUACCUUGAUUAGUGCUUAUAGUCGAUGUGGAUUAUUUAAACAGGCUAUGGAGAUCUACGAGAACAUGCUUACUUCUGGAAUUGGGCCAGAUCUAUCCACUUAUAAUGCUGUAAUGGCUGCAUUGGCUCGUGGAAAACUAUGGCAACAAGCGGAGAAGAUACUUGCUGAGAUGAAAGCUCUCAACUGUAAGCCAAAUGAACUGACUUUUUGCUCUUUGUUGCAUGCAUAUUCCAACGCAAAGGAGCUUGAUAGGAUGAAAUCCGUUGAAGGAGAUAUAUAUGGUAGGGUUAUUGAACCACGAAACAUUCUUUUCAAAACUCUUGUUUUGGUAAAUAGCAAGAACAAUCUUUUUCCAGAGACAGAGCGGGCUUUCUUGGAGUUGAGGAAGAGAGGGUGCUCACUUGAUAUAAAUAUUUUGAAUGCAAUGGUAUCCAUCUAUGGUAGGAGGCAGAUGGUUUCAAAGGUUAAUGAGAUCCUUAAAUUUAUGAAAGAGAGUGGUUUUACUCGCACUCUGACCACAUACAAUAGCUUGAUUAAUAUGUAUAGCAGGUUGGGAGAUUUGGAGAGGGCUGAUGGUACUCUUAGGGAGAUCAAGGAAAAAUGCGGGCGGCCUGAUCUAUAUUCCUACAACACUGUCAUUUAUGCUUAUGGAAAGCAUGGCCGGAUGAACGAAGCCUCCAGGAUAUUCUCUGAUCUUCAGGCUUCAGGACUUAAGCCCGAUAUUGUUACUUAUAAUAUUUUUGUUGCUUGUUAUGUGGCCAAUUCAAUGUUUGUGGAAGCAAUUGAUGUGGUUGUCUACAUGAUAAAGCAUGGAUGCAGGCCGAAUGAGAACACAUAUAACUCAAUAGUAGAUGGUUACUAUAAGCAAGGGAGGAGAGAUGAGGCUAGUGCUUUUGUUCAGAACCUUCAACAGAUCAAUCCAAGGAUUUCAAAAGAGCAACUGAAGAGAUUAUCUGAACGGUUAGCUAGAUCUUCCGUUUGAUCCUCGUAAAGCUUUGGAUGAGAAUUUUGCAACAAGAAAGGGCAAAAUAUGAACUUGUGCAUCUAAGGUCCCAUUGUUUGUUGAUCUUCAUCCUGCAGACAUUCUAUUUAGGUUGUAUUGUGAAAUCUGUGAAGUUUGGUUUCCAAGACUGGGUUUGGUGUUUGUAUUUUUAGAACAAGAUCCUGGCUGGGUUUAUGGAAACGCUAGAUGCAUUUCCGGCAAAACAACAGGGGCUGCCUCAAUGACUUGAGGUUUGUGAAUUAAAGGGUCUGAUUUUUGCUCUUCAUGACACCAGAAGGAGCAGGCAAUGUCAAGGGAUUUGUUUGUGGAUGAUACAACGAGAAGAUCUAUGGGACACAUUAUGGGGCGUGUGCUCAUCAAAAUUUUUCCAGGUGUUAAAAAUGGUUGCUUGUUUCACACCAUGAUGUCAUAUGAGGAGGACCACCUUGAAAUUUGAAAUAGAGGUUGCCACAAAGUCUUAACUGGAGCCUACAAAAAUCCUCAAUUAUAGUUGAUCAUCAAUGUUUCAAGAUGAACUCUUCCCUAUAUUAACUCGACGUUCUCACCUAAUUUCAUAAAUAAUUCAUUGAAUUCUUACUUGCUGAAGCAUGUGUGAGGGUCUCGAGAGAAGUUCUGAUUGUUAUUUCUCCUCUUUAAGUUUAUAAUGAGUUUGUUGCCACUUGUGGAUGGAGGGAAAUUGUCGAGCUGUAUUAAACUCUUGUAUUUUGUGUGUUUGCUAUUUUAUUUCUUGAAUUUUGGAGGUUCACUCGCUUAGAUUUUGUCAUUGAUGAAGACUUUGAAUGAAAUAACAUAUAUCCAUAUUGGCAUUACCUCAGGGAUUAGCACAUUAAAGUCUGAGAAAAACUAUUAGUCUAGGAGCAAUUCUAAAAUGUGCAACGCCUCUUUUUUGUAAGGAAAUUUACAUACCACACAAUUUUUAUGAAUGUUUAUGUGUUAGUUAUGUAAAUACAUAUGAAUUGUGUGGUAUGUUAGUAAAUGUCCCUUUAUUUUUGGCACUUCAUUCGAAUUGUACAUGUGGCUAGCUAGACCUGGCAGCUUAGCGCUAAAAUCCAUACGAAGUGGCUUCACGCCUGCAAGUCCGCAUUGACAUUUCCUGCUCUGCAGCUUUCUUUUUGCCCGUUCCUGUAUUUUCUUUCCAACUGUUCCUUUUUUAUUCUCUUCUCUUGAACUCCAUAUUGGCUUUCUUUCAAUCGAUUCACAUAACACAUAACACUAAAUUGUUUAUUAUCGUGUUCUCCCUUGAGACUAAUCAAUUUAUCAGACAUUACUCGGUGCCUUUGAACUGUCAAUAUUUUGUUUACUUGUCAUUCCGAGUUGCUUUGACAUCUUAUAGCCUAAAGGUUGCCAUUACUACGUGCGACUUAAAAGACAUUAUGAUCUGGCAACUGGCAGGUUUUGUCUACUUAUUUGUCUGAGUUAACAUAACCAGAGAAUUGUCACUAGUGCCCAUAGAUAUAAGUAGUUCCCAUGUCUCAUUUGUGCCAUUUUAACGACUAUCUCCAGUAGUCAAUAAGAGAGUGUUCAAUUUUGCAUGUUAAUAUGUGUAGAUAUGGGCUUAGAAAGGGAUCAUGCCAAUAUUGAUAUUGAACUCAUUAAAAUUUCUAUUUUCUUUCUUUGUACAGCAUCACUUUUCGCUAGAGAAGAGGUAGACUUAUCUUGUUUGAUGUUUUUCUUUUUUUUUUUUUUUAGCUAAACCAAUUAAAAAUACAAAUGUUUUUGUAUGCUUGUCUAGGCUUCUAUUUCCUCCUCCUCUUUCCUAUACUUUCCAUACUUAAAAUUCAAGUUUUGGUUUGGAAUUUCAUUAUAUGCAAUUUUUCACCCUACAUCUACUAUGGAGUAGAUUCUACUAUGAAAAUAAAAGGACAAUUACUUACAUAGCACCCCGAAAUAUUGUUAUUUAUAAAAUCUUAGCGCCCUACUAAAUUGAUGUAUUUAUGCGUGUCAUGAUCAAAUUACGAUCAAAUCAUUGAGAAUUUGAUAAAAAUGAAAAUUUAGGGUUGGUGUUUUAUUGUGUAU
Molecule: messenger RNA, 4467 nt
Organism: Phalaenopsis equestris
Lineage: Eukaryota; Viridiplantae; Streptophyta; Magnoliopsida; Asparagales; Orchidaceae
Product: pentatricopeptide repeat-containing protein At5g02860
Molecular function (GO): protein binding
Source: RefSeq, a predicted model, not a curated record